Molecule: messenger RNA, 2814 nt
Organism: Acomys russatus (golden spiny mouse)
Lineage: Eukaryota; Metazoa; Chordata; Mammalia; Rodentia; Muridae
Gene: Znf800
Product: zinc finger protein 800
Exons: 4
Coding region: 61-2052 (663 amino acids)
Source: RefSeq, a predicted model, not a curated record
GCCGAGCCGCGAUGAAGAGCUUCUCGCAGUGAAAGGAAAAUAGGUCGCACCCGGUUAAAAAUGCCUUUGAGGGACAAAUACUGUCAGACCGACCACCACCAUCACGGAUGCUGCGAGCCAGUUUAUGUCCUGGAGCCUGGAGAUCCUCCCUUGUUACAGCAACCACUACAGACAUCCAAAUCUGGUAUCCAACAAAUAAUUGAGUGCUUUCGAUCAGGAACCAAACAACUUAAACAUAUUUUAUUAAAAGACGUGGACACUAUUUUUGAAUGUAAAUUAUGCCGUAGUCUCUUUAGAGGAUUACCAAAUUUAAUUACUCAUAAGAAAUUUUACUGCCCACCAAGUCUCCAAAUGGAUGACAAUCUUCCUGAUGUAAACGAUAAACAAAGCCAAGCCAUAAGUGAUCUCCUAGAAGCCAUAUACCCAAGAGUGGACAAGAGAGAGUACAUUAUUAAGCUAGAGCCCAUAGAAGCCAAUCAGAACGCAGUGUUUCAGUAUAUCUCAAGGACUGAUAACCCUGCUGAAGUCACAGAGCCAAGCAGUACUCCUGAACAAAGCGAAGUACAGGAGACAAGCGAACAGCCCAGCGCAGUCCCAGAUCCAGAUCCAGAGGUGGUGGAGGCUGUGGAGCCGCCUCCUGCAGAGACUGCCGCUGCAGACGAAGCUGCCCCUCCCACCGAGGAGCAACCUCAGGAAUCACAGGCUGACGUGGAGACCUCGGACAGCUCUGACCUUGGUCACCAGUUGAUCUGUUGUCUUUGUAGAAAAGAGUUCAAUUCUAGACGAGGUGUCCGCCGUCACAUUCGAAAAGUACACAAGAAAAAGAUGGAAGAACUAAAAAAAUACAUUGAAACACGCAAGGCUCCAAACCAGUCUUCAAAAGGACGCAGUAAGAAUGUUCUAGUUUCAUUAAGUAGGAGUUGCCCAGUUUGUUGUAAAUCAUUUGCUACAAAGGCAAAUGUAAGGAGGCAUUUUGAUGAAGUUCACAGAGGACUGAGGAGGGAUUCAAUUACCCCUGACAUAGCCACGAAGCCUGGGCAGCCUUUGUUCCUGGAUUCUGCUUCUCCUAAAAAAUCUUUCAAGACUCGAAAACAAAAGUCUUCAAAAGCCGAAUACAAUUUAACUGCAUGCAAAUGCCUCCUUUGCAAGAGGAAAUAUAGUUCACAGAUAAUGCUUAAGAGACAUAUGCAGAUUGUCCACAAGAUAACUCUGUCUGGAGCAAACCCUAAAAGAGAGAAAGGCCCUAAUAAUACUGCCAGCAGUUCAGAAGUGAAAGUUACAGUUGAGCAAGCAGAUUGUGUAGCGUCUUCAACCCCUUCCAUUACCCAUUCUCCACAGAGUGAACUAAAGGGAACAAAUCAUUCAAAUGAAAAAAAGAACCCACCGGCAACACAGAAAAACAAAGUUAAGCAGGACUCCGAGAGCUCUAAAUCAGCUAGUCCUUUGGCUGCGGGUGGCCAGCAAAAAACCAGGAAACCAAAACUGUCAGCUGGCUUUGACUUUAAGCAACUUUACUGUAAACUCUGUAAACGCCAGUUUACUUCCAAGCAGAACUUGACUAAACACAUUGAGUUGCACACAGAUGGAAAUAACAUUUAUGUUAAAUUCUACAAGUGUCCUCUCUGCACUUAUGAAACUCGUCGGAAACGUGAUGUGAUAAGACAUAUCACCGUGGUUCAUAAAAAGUCAUCUCGCUACCUUGGGAAAAUAACAGCCAGUUUAGAGAUCAGAGCUAUAAAAAAGCCUAUAGAUUUUGUUCUAAACAAAGUGGCAAAAAGAGGCCCUUCAAGGGACGAAGCAAAACAGAACGAUUCAAGACAGGACGGCACUUCCAAUUCUCCUAGUAAAAAGUAUGACGUAGCUGACGUCGGUAUUGAAGUGAAAGUCACAAAAAACUUUUCUCUUCACAGAUGCAAUAAAUGUGGAAAGGCAUUUGCCAAAAAGACUUAUCUUGAACAUCAUAAGAAAACUCAUAAGGCAAAUACUACCAAUUCACCUGAAGGAAACAAAACCAAAGGCCGAAGUACACGAUCUAAGGCUCUUGUCUGGUGAGGAACAGUUACACAGCUUUGUUCCCCUCCCCUCAUCAAACUACACACAGUCAUUUGGCCGUAAUUUAUAGUCGGUUCCAUCUUAACAUACAUUUUCUUCCAUAAGUCAUACAGUAGUAGGAAUGGCAGGAGGGAUAGUUACUGCUUUUAUCUCUCAGGGACCUUUAUUCUAGUAGCUUGGGAACAAAGUUGAUUUCAGAACUUAUCUUCCACUAUAGCUUAGGUAGAUGACACAGGGCCAGGGCUUUUGUUUUAAUGCUGCAAAUAUAUCCAUUUAUAUUUCGGUCUAUGUUUACAUAGAAAUUUUGUGUUUAACUUGCACAGGUUUAAUUUGACAUAGCUAUUAAUUUUAUUUAGUCUACUAAUCCUAAUCCAUUGUAAGAAAGUUAACUAUAUUAGAAUGAAUUUAUGAAGGAGAUAAUUAUAGGAAAAACAUUUUAAGGCUCUGUACUAAUUGUAAAAAUUUGUAAUGCUUAAAUAAAGUAUAGCAUCUAGGGAAAACAUAUCCCAGAUGGAGUUUAGAAGAAUUAACAUUUAUUAAUUACUGUUUCCACACACUGCUUCCAGGGGAAGGGGGAAGCUAGUAAACAAAAGUUUGAAUUUUUUUCUUCUUUUUGGGAGUAUGUGUUGGUGAGUUUUUAAGUUUUGAUCUAUAAGGGAAAGAUUUUUUUUAGGUGCAUAUAUUUUUGUUUCCCUUUCUGUUUAAUAAACUUAUAAGUGAUCAUUUCAAUGUAGUUAGUAUUAUUCAGUAGUGAGGUGUGUG